This is a messenger RNA of Oryza brachyantha (malo sina), 2227 nucleotides long. Its product is annotated as probable inactive receptor kinase RLK902. Bases 1 to 1953 code for a protein of 650 amino acids. The transcript has 2 exons. The record is from RefSeq and is a predicted model, not a curated record. Gene Ontology annotation, biological process: protein phosphorylation. Gene Ontology annotation, molecular function: ATP binding; protein kinase activity; protein binding. Lineage: Eukaryota; Viridiplantae; Streptophyta; Magnoliopsida; Poales; Poaceae.
AUGGCGUCCGCGCGUUGCCUUCUGCAUCUGGUGGUGGUGGUGCUGAUCGCCGCGGCGGCGGCGGAGGCGGCGGACCUUGCGAGCGACCGCGCGGCGCUGCUGGCGCUGCGGGACGCGGUGGGGCGGCACCUACCGUGGGACCCCUCCGCGCCCACGCCGUGCGGCGGCGCGUGGCGCGGCGUCGGAUGCUCGCCCGCCGGCGACCGCGUCACCGAGCUCCGCCUGCCUGGGAAGAGUUUGAGCCGAGAGAUACCCGUGGGCACGGUCGGCAACCUCACUGCGCUGCAGACGCUUUCGCUCCGGCAGAACGCGAUAUCCGGCGGGAUCCCGGUGGACAUCGGCGGCUGCGUCCAGCUCCGGUCGCUGAACCUAUCUGGGAACCGACUCACCGGCGAAUUGCCGGAGGGGUUGUUCUCGCUGGCGCUGCUCGAAAAGGUUGACCUCUCCCGGAACCGUCUCGCCGGCGGCGUGUCGCCGGAGUUCAGCAGGCUCGCGAACAUGAUCACGCUGAACCUCGAUCGCAACGACUUCAAUGGGACGCUUCCCGCCAACCUGACGCUGCCGAGUCUCAAGCAGCUCAACGUGUCGUACAAUGACCAGCUCGGUGGCGCCGUGCCGGCGUCGCUAGCCGGGAUGCCGGCGAGCGCCUUCCUCGGAACGGCUCUCUGCGGCGGUCCGCUCGCCCCGUGCGCCAACCCCGCGCCGCCGCCAUCUCCUCCACCGUCGUCAAGCAAGGGCGGAAAGCUCUCCCGUGGAGCCAUUGUCGGGAUCAUCCUCGCGGCCGUCGCCGUGCUCAUCGUCGUGCUCACCGUGGGGUUCUUGAUGUGCUUCCGGCGCCGAGCAACGGCGGCUAGGAGCAGCACCACCGAGGCGGCUGCCCCGGACGUGCACGAGGGCACAGAGCCGAUCACAGUGACCGUGGCGAGGACGGACCGGGAUGCCGCCGUUAAGCGGUCGCACACGCCGACGGCGGCGGCGGCGGCGAUGAUGACAGGCGAAGGCAACAAGCUGGUGUUCCUGGGCAGCGCGCCGGAGCGGCCGUACGACCUGGACACGCUGCUGCGUGCGUCCGCCGAGGUGAUCGGCAAGGGCGGCACGGGCACGACGUACCGCGCCACGCUCGACGGCGGCGAGCCCACGCUCGCCGUCAAGCGGCUCCGCGAGGUGCACCUCUCCGAGCGCGAGUUCCGCGACCGGGUCGCCGCCCUCGGCGCGCUCCGUCACGACAACCUGCCCCGCCUCAUUGCCUACUUCUACAGCGGGGAGGAGAAGCUCCUCGUCUACGACUUCGUCGGCACCGGCAGCCUCGCCUCCCUCCUCCACGGUGGCGGCGCGAGGCUGGACUUCGCGGCGCGGGCGCGUAUCGCGCUGGCGGUGGCGCGCGGCGUGGCGUUCAUCCACGGCGGAGGGGCCAGGUCGUCGCACGGCGACAUCAAGUCGUCCAACGUUGUGGUCACGGCGGCGCGGGACGGCGCCUACGUGACCGACUACGGGCUAGCCCAGCUCGUCGGCGGCGCGGCGGCGGCGCCGCAGCCGAAGCGUGGCGCGGGGUACCGCGCGCCGGAGGUGGUCGACGCGCGCGGCUUGUCGAAGAGCGCCGACGUGUACAGCUUCGGCGUGCUGCUGCUCGAGCUGCUCAGCGGGCGGCCGCCGCUCGACGCGCUGCCCGACGGCGCCGGCGCCGGCGAAGGCGUGGACCUGCCGCGGUGGAUGCGGUCGGUGGUGCAGGAGGAGUGGACGUCGGAGGUGUUCGACGCCGCCAUCGCCAGCGAGCCGCACGUCGAGGGGGAGAUGAUGCGGCUGCUGCAGCUGGGCAUGGAGUGCACCGAGCACCACCCCGACCGGCGGCCGGCGAUGGCCGAGGUGGAGGCCAGGAUCGAGCGCAUCGUCGAGGACACGUGCCGUAAGGCCGACUUCAGCAGCACGGACGGCAGCCGGAGCGCGUCGGCGUGACCGGCGGCGAGCCGGCCGGCGUCCACGGUUCGCCUCGACUUCUUUCAGUAAGGAGACAUCGAAAAAAUUUGUUAUUUUUCCAUUUCAUACCUGUUCUUGGCUGCCGAUUCCGCACUGUCAUAAGCUUGUACCGUUGGUGCUAAAUUGUUCAUUUUAUUAUUCUCUAAUUUCCUGAGCAUUUGGAUUCUUUCUCAACAUGUGAAUGCAAUAAAGUUGGUAAUGUAAAUUUAAUGGAAUAAUUGUGCUUUUGACCCUGUUUUGAAGUCUAAACACC